AUGUCAAAUGUCAGAUGUCAGAUGUCAAAUGUCAGAUGUCAAAUGUCAGAUGUCAAAUGUCAGAUGUCAAAUGUCAGAUGUCAAAUGUCAAAUGUCAAAUGUCAAAUGUCAAAUGUCAAAUGUCAGAUGUCAGAUGUCAAAUGUCAGAUGUCAAAUGUCAGAUGUCAGAUGUCAGAUGUCAAAUGUCAGAUGUCAAAUGUCAAAUGUCAGAUGUCAAAUGUCAGAUGUCAAAUGUCAGACGUCAAAUGUCAGAUGUCAAAUGUCAAAUGUCAGAUGUCAGAUGUUAAAUGUCAGAUGUCAAAU
This is a messenger RNA of Sphaeroforma arctica JP610, 303 nucleotides long. RefSeq lists its product as hypothetical. The record is from RefSeq and is a predicted model, not a curated record. The transcript has a single exon. The annotation marks the transcript as partial. Lineage: Eukaryota; Ichthyosporea; Ichthyophonida.